This is a messenger RNA of Laccaria bicolor S238N-H82, 969 nucleotides long. RefSeq lists its product as uncharacterized. The record is from RefSeq and is a predicted model, not a curated record. The transcript is spliced from 7 exons. Lineage: Eukaryota; Fungi; Basidiomycota; Agaricomycetes; Agaricales; Hydnangiaceae. The coding region runs from base 1 to 969 and encodes 322 amino acids.
AUGUUUCAUUUGGUGCAGAACUCGCAGGGCUAUGAACCAAUUACUGGCGAAGAAUCUGCCCAAAAAUGGGGCUCUCAGACCCGUUCUAAAGCUCUAAUUUUUUAUGCUACAGUUUCAAUGACAUGGCCAAGUAAUAUCUACAUUUUUGUGGUACAUGGGGGUACCAAGGAUGGCCUCCUCAUCUGUGCAGUAGCCCUCUAUCGACACGAACAGGAAACGGCAGUCAACCGAAAGCCCCUCAGUCUGCGUAAAGUCUGCAAAAAGAUCGAGGAUGAGCACUGGUCGGAAACCAAGAGGACAGUCAAGCUCGAUCCCUGUACCUUGCGGAGGCUGGUCAAGGGUGGAACCCUGAAAAGCAUCUGGAAUUUUCAGAAGUCUUGGUUGCUCGAGUGGGAGGCGACAAUGGUCAUUGAUUAUGCCAUCGAGGUUGCUUCUCGUGGAUUCCCACUCAGCCACAGACAGCUCAAGGACCAUGUUGACAGCAUUUGCUGUGCACGGCUAGGAAGGAAGUUUCCCGCUUCCGGAGUAGGCAAAAACUGGACUAGCUGUUUCAUCAGUAAGCACUCUGAUCGGCUCAGCACCUAUUGGACUCACAAUCUCGAUGAAAAAUGGGGAUGGGCAGUUAAUCCGCACACAAACAAGGAGUGGUUUGAUCUGUUGGAAGAUGUCCUAAAGGGAAACAGGGAUGACAAGUUUGACAAGUUUGAUCCUCCUCCAACUAGCGUGGGAAACAGGGAUGACAAGUUUGAUCCUCCUCCAACUAGCGCAGGAAGCAGUGGUCAGGCUGAUGAUGUCGACGAUGACUCGGACAUGCCAGCCCUUAUCCGAGAUCCUCCUCCAACUAGAAGCAGUGGUCAGGCUGAUGAGGUCAAUGACGACAUGCCAGCCCUGGCAAGUCUUGAGAAAGAUACUUAUGGAGAUGAUGGAGUUGAUGAGGAUGAGGAUGGUGGACACACACUAUCUUUAUGA